ACUGAGGGGACACCCCCAGGAUUUCCAGGGAGACCCCCGGGAUCUGCAGGGACAACCCCUGGAUUCUCUGAGAGACCCCCAGGAUCCCCAAGGAGACCCCCAGGAUGCCCAGGGAUACCCCCAGGAUCCAAAGGGACACUCCAGGAUUCCAAGGGACACCCCCAGGAUGCCCAGGGAGACCUCCAGGAUCUGCAGGGACAACCCCUGGAUGCCCAGAGGGACCCCCGGGAUCUGUCGGGAGACCCCCCAGGAUUCCCAGGGAUACCCCCGGGAUCCGUAGGGAGACCCCCAGGAUUCUCCGGGAGACCCUCAGGGAGACCCCCAGGAUGCCCAGGGAGACCCCCAGGAUACUCUGGGACAACCUCAGGAUCCUCAGGGAGGCCCCCAGGAUGCCCAGGGAAACCCCCGGGAUCCACAGGGAGACGCCCAGGAUCUGCAGGGACAACCCCAGGAUUCUCUGGGAGACCCCCAGGCUCUGCAGGGAGAUCCCCAGAUUCCAAGGGAGACCCUCUGGAUCCUUUGGCAGACCCCCUAGAUUCCCAGGGAGACCCCCAGGAUUCCCAGGGACACCCCCAAGAUUCCCAGGGACAACCCCAGGAUGCCCAGGGAGACCCUUGGGAUCCCCAGGGAGACUCCCAGGAUCCAAAGGGACACUCCAGGAUUCCCAGGGACACCCCCAGGAUCCUCUGGGAGACCCCCGGGAUCCUCUGGCUCCCCCCCAUCCCGGCAUUCCCAGCUCCAGGGGCACCCUUGGCACCGUCUCCCUUUCUCUUGCUCCUCCUUUUCCUGCCUUGGAUUGCACUUUUCCCUGUUUUUUCCUGAUUGUUCCAAGGGAUUCAGUCCCUGGGGGGAGUUUGCUCCGGGCUGCCUGGAGCCACGGACCAUCCUCCUCCUCCUCCUCCUCUUCCAAAGGGAUACAACCACUGUUGUCCCGGCUGGGCCGCUUCCAGGGAUGCUUGGGAAGGCUCCGGGGGGGGCCCUUCUGCUUCCCGCCGGGCCGGGAAAUCCCGGGAAAAGCCAGGGCCGGCGGCUCGAGAGGCUUUUCCCAGGGACACCAGGGAAGCUCCGGAGCCGCUUCCCGACAGCUCAGGUGUGUCCUGGAGCGCUGCUCCGGCCGGGAUUGUGCUCCCGGACGCUCCGUGGGGCCGGAUCCCAGGGAUGAGUGCUCUGGGCAUUCCCAGACAUCCCAGGGAGGCUCCGGGUGCUCCGUGGGGCCAGAUCCCAGGGAUGAGUGCUCUGGGCAUUCCCAGACAUCCCAGGGAGGCUCCGGGUGCUCCGUGGGGCCGGAUCCCAGGGAUGAGUGCUCUGGGCAUUCCCAGACAUCCCAGGGAGGCUCCGGGUGCUCCGUGGGGCCGGAUCCCAGGGAUGAGUGCUCUGGGCAUUCCCAGACAUCCCAGGGAGGCUCCGGGUGCUCCGUGGGGCCAGAUCCCAGGGAUGAGCGCUCUGGGCAUUCCCAGACAUCCCAGGGAGGCUCCGGGUGCUCCAUGGCUGGAGCCGAAUAAAGUGGAUUUCUAAGCUUGG
Chiroxiphia lanceolata (lance-tailed manakin) is the source of this 1521-nucleotide messenger RNA. RefSeq names its product collagen alpha-4(IV) chain-like. The transcript has 2 exons. The coding region runs from base 105 to 1502 and encodes 465 amino acids. The record is from RefSeq and is a predicted model, not a curated record. NCBI's taxonomy places the organism in Eukaryota, Metazoa, Chordata, Aves, Passeriformes, Pipridae.